CCGGAGUAAAGGACAGGGACGCCGUUAUGAGUGCCAAAGUGAACAUGGAGGCUCUCCCCAAAGAACCCGAUAGCACCCCGUUGGACCCAUGCUCCUCGUCCCCGAGCGAGGCCGUCCUCAUCUGUGGCAGUGACGGUGUGGCCAAGAAGACUCGACCCCAACCCCACACCACCACAGCGUUCCUCCUACCAGCUCCUGCUGCCAGCCAUCAGAAGCCGGAGGUGACUCCAGCUGUUGCAAUGGGAGACCCAGGUAAAGGAGGCAUAGCCAAUGAGACAGUCACACCCACCCUGACAGCACAGGUGGGCGGGGCUUGUAGCAUCGUCCACGUCCUAGAGUGGAAGGAGGGAGUGGCCAUCCUGCCCAGCAGCAACCUCAAGUUCUGUGUCAGUGAUGUAGGAACGUUGAGCACACUGAUCACCCCAGGGGUCACCAGCAGCAUCACUGAACCAGCAGCCGGGACUUCUGGGAGAUCCGCGUGCGCAGAGAGCGCUCCAGCAGACAAGCCAGACGUGUCGGCUCCUGUCGGCUCCGUGAGAGGCGCAGUAGCGGAGCCGGAGAGGUCGGUGCCGGUCAAACCUGAGGUCCAGGUUGGACUGGGACAGCAGACCUGUGAUGCCAGAGCACAGAGGACCUACAAAGAGGAGCUACGCCGGGAGCCCAUCACUGACAAGAGGAUUGUUGGGGUGGAGAAGGUGCCAGCAGGCGGGAGGGUCUCCUUCCUCAACCCAGAUCACCUGAAACCCAUGAGGAAGAGGAAGAGGAAGGAAUACCUCAGUCCCUCUGAGGAAGACUCUGACAUCGAAGGCACGGAUGAGAAAAUGGAUGAUUCUAAAGCAGACGGCAGACACAUCAGAGGAGCUGGCGACAGUAAGACAGAACAGUGGACGUGGCUUCAGUAUCUGGAGGAAACCAAAUCUGUUGCUGCGCCCAUCAAGCUUUUCCAAGAGCUACGAACCCAGAGAGUGCCAACAGUGAAGAGCGGCUUCAAGCAGGGGAUGAAGCUGGAAGGCAUCGACCCGCAGCAUCCGUCCAUGUACUUUGUUCUCACCGUGGCCGAGGUCUGUGGUUACCGGCUGCGGCUUCAUUUUGACGGCUACUCCGACUGCCACGACUUCUGGGUGAACGCCAACUCCCCCGACAUCCACCCUGCAGGCUGGUGUGAGAGCACAGGACACAAACUGCACACUCCCAAAGGAUGUAAAGAGGAGGAGUUUACCUGGAUCAACUACCUGAGAAUGACUAAAGCACAAGUGGCGUCCAAAGAACUCUUUGCCAGUCCUGGGAGGAUCGACGUGAAGUGCAGUUUUGAGAUAGGAAUGAAGCUGGAGGCCGUGGACCGUAUGAACCCCUCCCUCAUCUGUGUAGCAACUGUCACUGACGUGGUGGACGAGCGCUUCCUGGUUCAUUUUGACAACUGGGAUGAUACAUACGACUACUGGUGUGAUUCCAGCAGUCCCUACAUUCACCCUAUUGGUUGGUGCCAGGAGAGGAACCUCCCCCUUACACCACCCCAAGAUUACCCGGAUCAGGCCCGGUUCUCCUGGUCCCACUACUUGGAGGAGACUAGUGCCAAGGCGGUGGCAGCUGAGGCCUUUAAAGUGCGCGCGGCCCACAGCUUCCAGCCUCAGAUGAAACUGGAGGCUGUGGACAAGAGAAGUCCUGGUCUGAUCCGAGUGGCCACAGUGGAGGAAGUGGAGACUCAUCGCAUUAAGGUCCAUUAUGACGGCUGGAGUCAUGUCUAUGAUGAGUGGAUGGACUCCGAUCACCCUGACAUCCACCCAGCAGGCUGGUGUGAGGCGACCAGUCACCCACUCAAAGUUCCCCCACGCGACGCCAGAACACAACAGCCGCAUGCCAGCAACCAGCACUUCGGUCAAAACUGUGUGAGGGAGCCUCCGACCACAGGCCAGUCCGCCUACCCAUCCUCGGUUCCCUGUAAACCCAUCAGCCACCCCAGAUCCAACAAGUACAGCUUCCACAACAGGAAGUGUCCAACUCCUGGUUGUGACGGUUCGGGCCAUGUGACCGGCCGUUUCACAGCCCACCACUGCAUAUCCGGCUGCCCAUUGGCUGAGCGUAACCAAGGCAGGCUGAAGGCCGAGCUGUCAGACUCCGAGUGCAAGAGGACCCUCUUCUUUGGCCAGAGGACCAAGAAGACACAUUUCCGUGGCAGGAUUGGCCGUCCUCCCAAAUUCAGAAAGAGCCAGCAGAGAGACUACCAGAACAUGUCCUCAGACGGCGUGUAUCCGUCACUAUUCAUGUCAGCUCUGAGCAGCCAGUCAGACAGGACCCUGUCUCUGUGCUGGGAGCAGCACUGUCAGCUGCUGCCCGGCGUUCAGGGCAUUCACGCCAGCCAGGUGGCCGCAUGGAGCGUUGAAGAUGUCUUCAUGUUUGUCCAGAAUCUAAUCGGCUGUGAAGAACAGGCUUGUCUCUUCAAAGAAGAGAUGAUUGACGGGGAGGCCUUCCUGCUGCUGACCCAGACCGACAUUGUGAAGAUCAUGAGCAUCAAGCUUGGCCCCGCCCUCAAGAUCUCCAAUGCCAUUCUCAUGUUCAAGAGCACAGACGAGGUACUCAAGUGAUCCCCCCCCCCCCCCCAUCACCUGACGCGUGGCGUCGGGCCGUCGAUCAUCAUGUGCCAAUUUCAUUCUGUUGCAGGGAAAAGACCCUGACCCCUUUUUUUCAUGUGUUUGGUGUCCUGUACCCAUCAGAGAGAGGGGGGUGGGAGGGGGUGGGUGGAGAAGAGGAAGAUAAAUAAGGCGAUACAGAUAUUCCUUUGGAAGUUCUGUCUUAGAGACGAUGGACACAUUGCUGUGUAGGUGGACAGGAGCAGGGUGAUGAAUGUGAGGUGGACCAUCAGGAGUCUUUACAGUUCAAACCUCUCUGGCGGUGUUUCACAUCUAUUAGGAACUGCCAGUCUAUGGUUUGCUUUGUAAUUUCCAACCACCUAUUUUUAAUGUGAAGCCUAAGUGGGAAUAGAAUAAUUUAAAAACAAAAAUGAAAUUUAGUAAAAUAAGUUUAUUUUUGCGGGGGGGGGGGGGGCAAAAAGAGGAGUUAAAUGCAGUAGACAAGGCUGGUCAGUGAGGCUCUUGGAAGACUCACAUUUUGUGCAAUAAAAAAAAGUUGAAACGGAAGUAUUUGGAAACACUUAAUGUUACAACUCCUUUAUGAUAUCUGAUUAUUCUGUGAUAAUAAGAUAUAAGACAUAAGAUGACAUAAGUUCAGUCUGUAGGGAAAAGGUUUCUAUGUGUGUCAGAUGAGCAAGUUGAAACAGCGAGAAAGCCUUUGCUCCAUUUCAGCAUCUCGUACCGAAGUAUUAACCCGAAGUGUUUAAAUUCUCUACAUUGUACCAUUAAUGUGAUAACUCAUGUGAUACAGGAGCUGUAAUUCAAAAUGUUUCCCUCUUACACAGAAUCUGAGUCAGAGAACAGAAACAACACAGUGUUUUUAUAUCUUUAUGCAAAGAUCUGAAAUUAUUUGUUUUGCAAUUCUCAGACACUUUUAGCACAACUGUGAAGCCCAAAUGGAUUUUACUCAAGGAUGUUGCCACACUUGGUCACUAGAGAGUGCAACAGUUCAUGUUUGGCUCUAUAAACUUGGAUUUGGUAGCAAGUCAAUGGAGAUCUCUGCAGUUUACAUGUGAUGGAAACAACAUUCAAAGUGUGUUCUGCGAAAUGUUUACAAUAUAUGUCAGAAUUGGUUAAAAAAAAACACUGUACGGAUUUGAUAUUGUGAAAUGAAGUGUUUUAAGGGCUUUUGGAAUCGUACUUCUUUGUGUGUCUCUCUGGUGGGAUUUGUGCGCACAACUGUGUGUAUGCGUGUGCGCGUGUGUGUAUGUACGUAUGUGAGUGUGUGUGUGUGUGUGCUUGUGUAUGUAUGUGUGUGUGCGUGCGUGUGUCAAGAUAUUCUUGGGCCACAAAUGUCAUUCAAUCCAUAUGAAUUAAUAAACAUCCAAAGCUG
Messenger RNA from Pseudoliparis swirei, 3960 nucleotides. It is a transcript of the gene l3mbtl1, whose product is annotated as L3MBTL histone methyl-lysine binding protein 1. Gene Ontology annotation, cellular component: nucleus. The record is from RefSeq and is a predicted model, not a curated record. The coding region runs from base 27 to 2582 and encodes 851 amino acids. Lineage: Eukaryota; Metazoa; Chordata; Actinopteri; Perciformes; Liparidae. Gene Ontology annotation, molecular function: protein binding; zinc ion binding. Gene Ontology annotation, biological process: regulation of DNA-templated transcription. The transcript is spliced from 21 exons.